Messenger RNA from Phacochoerus africanus (Common warthog), 5275 nucleotides. It is a transcript of the gene LEPR, whose product is annotated as leptin receptor. Gene Ontology annotation, cellular component: external side of plasma membrane; membrane. The record is from RefSeq and is a predicted model, not a curated record. Gene Ontology annotation, molecular function: protein binding; cytokine receptor activity. Gene Ontology annotation, biological process: cytokine-mediated signaling pathway. Bases 341 to 3028 code for a protein of 895 amino acids. The transcript is spliced from 20 exons. Lineage: Eukaryota; Metazoa; Chordata; Mammalia; Artiodactyla; Suidae.
GCUCCUUCCGCCCCGGGAGUGGUGGCGGCGGGCGCGGGGCGCGCGGGAGGCCACCCGGCCCUCCCUUCCCUUUAUUCUCUCCCCUCGGCUCCCCCUCCGCCCCUCCUCCCACACUCUGCCGCCUUCGCUCUCCGCAGAGUUGCCUGGCACCUUCCGCGACGAGUUUGGAGCCGCCCCACCGCAGAGCCCACGGCCCGCCGAGCACGAGCGACGCAGGUGCCCGAGCCCCCGCGCCGCCGCCAUCUCUGCCUUUGCCAAGGUCUUCUUGCUACUUUGGAAACUAAAGGGACCGCGACGGAAACCAAUUUACUCUUUUUCUGGUGUACUUCUCUGAAGUAAGAUGAUUUGUCCAAAGUUCUCUGUGGCUUUGUUACAUUGGGAAUUUAUUUAUGUGAUAACUGCAUUUGACUUGGCAUAUCCAAUUACUCCUUGGAAAUUUAAGUUGUCUUGCAUACCACCAAAUACAACAUAUGACUUCCUCUUGCCUGCUGGAAUCUCAAAGAACACUUCAACUUUGAAUGGACAUGAUGAGGCAGUUGUUGAAACGGAACUUAAUUCAAGUGGUACCUACUUAUCAAACUUAUCUUCCAAAGCAACUUUCCACUGUUGCUUUUGGAGCGAGGAAGAUAAAAACUGCUCUGUACAUGCAGACAACAUUGCAGGGAAGGCAUUUGUUUCAGCAGCAAAUUCUUUAGUUUUUCAACAAACAGGUGCAAACUGGAACAUACAGUGCUGGAUGAAAGAGGACUUGAAAUUAUUCAUCUGUUAUAUGGAGUCAUUAUUUAAGAAUCCUUUCAAGAAUUAUGACCUUAAAGUUCAUCUUUUAUAUGUUCUGCUCGAAGUGUUAGAAGAAUCACCUCUGCUUCCCCAGAAAGGUAGUUUUCAGAGCGUUCAAUGCAACUGCAGUGCUCGUGAAUGUUGUGAAUGCCAUGUGCCUGUGUCAGCAGCCAAACUCAACUACACCCUUCUUAUGUAUUUGAAAAUCACAUCUGGUGGAGCAGUUUUUCACUCACCUCUCAUGUCAGUUCAGCCCAUAAACGUUGUGAAGCCUGAUCCACCAUUAGGUUUGCAUAUGGAAAUCACAGACACUGGUAAUUUAAAGAUUUCUUGGUCCAGCCCAACACUGGUACCAUUUCAACUUCAAUAUCAAGUAAAAUAUUCAGAGAAUUCUACAACAAAUAUGAGAAAAGCUGAUGAGAUCGUCUCAGAUACAUCUCUGCUUGUAGACAGUGUGCUUCCUGGGUCUUCAUAUGAGGUUCAGGUGAGGGGCAAGAGACUGGAUGGCCCAGGAAUCUGGAGUGACUGGAGCACCCCCCUUACUUUUACCACACAAGAUGUUAUAUACUUUCCACCUAAAAUUCUGACAAGUGUUGGGUCUAACAUUUCUUUUCACUGCAUCUAUAAAAAUGAGAACAAGAUUGUUUCCUCAAAAAAGAUUGUUUGGUGGAUGAAUUUAGCUGAGAAGAUUCCUCAAAGUCAGUAUGAUGUUGUGGGUGACCAUGUUAGCAAAGUCACUUUUCCCAAUAUGAAUGCAACCAAACCUCGAGGAAAGUUCACCUAUGAUGCAGUGUACUGCUGCAAUGAGCACGAGUGCCACCAUCGCUAUGCUGAGUUAUAUGUGAUUGAUGUCAAUAUCAAUAUAUCAUGUGAAACUGACGGGUACUUAACUAAAAUGACUUGCAGAUGGUCAACCAAUGCAAUCCAAUCACUUGUGGGAAGCACUUUGCAGUUGAGGUAUCAUAGGAGUAGCCUCUACUGUUCUGACGUUCCAUCUGUGCAUCCCAUAUCUGAACCCAAAGAUUGCCAGUUGCAGAGAGAUGGUUUUUAUGAAUGCAUAUUUCAGCCAAUAUUUCUGCUAUCUGGCUAUACAAUGUGGAUUAGAAUUAAUCACCCGUUGGGUUCACUUGAUUCUCCACCAACAUGUGUCAUUCCUGAUUCCGUGGUGAAACCGCUGCCUCCAUCCAGUGUGAAAGCAGAAAUUACUGCAAAAAUUGGAUUACUGAAAAUAUCUUGGGAAAAGCCAGUCUUCCCAGAGAAUAAUCUUCAGUUCCAGAUUCGCUAUGGUUUAAGUGGAAAAGAAGUACAGUGGAAGAUCUAUGAGGUAUAUGACACAAAGUUAAAAUCCACCAGUGUCCCGGUGCCAGACCUGUGCGCAGUCUAUGCUGUCCAGGUGCGCUGUAAGAGGCUAGAUGGACUGGGCUAUUGGAGUAAUUGGAGUACUCCAGCCUACACAGUUGUCACGGAUGUAAAAGUUCCUAUCAGAGGACCUGAAUUUUGGAGAAUAAUUAAUGAAGACGCCACUAAAAAAGAGAGGAAUAUCACUCUGCUCUGGAAGCCUCUGAUGAAAAAUGACUCAUUGUGCAGCGUGAGAAGUUAUGUGGUGAAACAUCAUACUUCCCGCCAUGGAACAUGGUCAGAAGAUGUGGGAAACCACACUAAACUCACUUUCCUUUGGACAGAGCAAGCACAUUCUGUUACAGUUCUGGCCGUCAAUUCAAUUGGUGCUUCUUCUGCAAAUUUUAAUUUAACAUUCUCAUGGCCCAUGAGCAAAGUAAAUAUCGUGCAGUCACUCAGUGCUUAUCCUUUAAACAGCAGUUGUGUGGGUCUUUCCUGGCUGCUCUCACCCAGUGAUUACAAUCUGAUGUAUUUUAUUCUUGAGUGGAAAAUUCUUAAUGAAGACCAUGAAAUUAAAUGGCUCAGAAUCCCUUCCUCUGUUAAAAAGUAUUAUAUCCACGAUCAUUUUAUUCCUAUUGAGAAAUAUCAAUUCAGUCUUUACCCCAUAUUCAUGGAAGGAGUGGGGAAACCGAAGAUAAUUAACAGUUUCACCCAAGAUGGUGAAAAACACCAGAAUGAUGCAGGUCUAUAUGUAAUUGUGCCAAUAAUUAUUUCCUCUUCAAUCUUAUUGCUUGGAACAUUGUUAAUGUCACACCAAAGAAUGAAAAAGCUAUUUUGGGAAGAUGUUCCAAACCCCAAGAACUGUUCCUGGGCACAAGGACUUAAUUUUCAGAAGAGAACGGACAUUCUUUGAAGUCUAAUCAUGAUCACUGCAGAUGAAUCCAAUCUACCAACUUGCCAUCUACUCUAUAGAGUAUUAGAAGAUUUUUACAUUUCGAAGAAGGGGAGACAAUGUAAACAAAUUUGGUGGGAUUCUUGAGAACUAAAAUGUGGUGGAUUAUGUUGAUUUAGAACUUAAAAUAGAUGGGUGAAUUUGAGGUCCAAACUAUAGGUCUGAAUCCAAUUCAGUUUGGAUGUAUGAUUACUUUUCAAGUCAUCUAAAGUCUAAAUAGUAAUAUUUAGGAGAUCUGGCUUUUGCUUUGUCAUUUGCCUGGUCAUGAAACAUUAAAAAUUAUAACUGUUGCUCUUACUACAUAUCUAUUAGAUAUCAUCAAACAUCUAACAGACAAUGUUCUAACUGGAUGAGAAUGGCAACUUCUGACACAUUGCAAGUACAAUGGCUCUAAAUAUAGAAUACAGUAAAAGUGUUUAUGUUUUAUGUCCAAAAUUUUCCACUUUAUAUUCUUUUAUGUACACUUUAGCCUAUAAACUGACUGAUUUGAGUAGUCUUUUGAAUGUCUUGUGGCGUUUAUAUAUUUCUAAUUUUGAUUAUUAUAGGAAUUUUUGUUUUUGAUAGCCUUGAAAAUGACUUAAGUCCUGAUUUCCCUUUCAGUUUAAAGCAAGCCGGAAGUUACUGUUUGUUCUGGUCAAAGGCCAGUAGAAGUUACAGUUCAUAUCAGGAUGACCCGACAUAUGCCGGUCAGAUUGACCAGAUCAGAAAAUACAUCAGCCUCCAAUAUAGACUCCUUGUGAAAUUUUUGACCAGAUUUACUCUGAACCACCCAAAGUUUCUGGCAGGCAGGGAAAUGGGCAGUGUUGCAAAAACGGAGACUCUCUGGAGCUUUUAGAAAUAGUUCAUGGCAAACACAGGACUUUACUCCCUGAGCAAAAGGCCACCUGCUGUUUCUGUGGACUUGUGUGUUAUGUUGCUCACAUUCAAAAUAAACCAAAGCCUCUGUUUGAUGAACCCAUAUGAUAGUCAAAUUUAGGCUACGGAAUGGAGUACUUACAUUUAGAUUUCAUGCAUAGUUUGACUCGAAUGUUUAAAAAAACAACUAAAAAUCACAAAGAAUGUGCCUUCCCCCCCUUCAUUGACUUUUAAUAGAUGUCAUUGGAAUGUAAAAUCUAAGUGCGAAAAUAUGAAAGGAUAUUCUUUAAUUCCUGUCAGCUGAAUACAUAUUUAGUAUGCUUCCAGACUGUUCUAAAAUAGUUGAAACUUAGAGGCAUAUAGUGGCUGAAAUGAUUUUUUAAUAAAUAUACUUUUAAUAAAAGUUUGUGACCCACUGAUAAAAUAUGCCUUGAUAAUAUAUAGACGUAUAACUUCUUAUUAAUUAUUAGUGAAAUCUCUCAUCAAGUGCAUUUGAAGACAUGCACAUUAUUUGGCAUCCGUGAUCAGUUGACAAUUAUGAAGUUUUAAAGGGCAUGAAAUAUACCAAAUGUCAUUUGAAGAACAUGUGUUCGACUGCAUGCUAUGGUCUCUCUGUGUGUUUUUUUUAAUUUUCAUAUUGAAAGCAUGCAAUUCCUUUAUAUGGAGAUCUUAAUUUCUAGGUUCAUUUAAAUUUUAAGAGAUUUAAUACACAAUAGUAGUAACAUUUAAAAGAACCAAAAUGAUAGAUUGAUGCCAGUUGACUAGGGUAUUUAGCUGUUGACUAAAAGUUUCGUGGGUAUGUAAUCCCACCAAUCUAGCCAAAAAAAAAAAAAAUCAAGAAAAUAUUUGAAAGAACUUAUAAAUCUAAUUAUAGAUUUCUGUCAGAAAGAAAAUAGGCACAGGGACACUUUUCAUAUAUUUUGUCCAUAGAAUAAUAGAAGAGGUUGUGUUAAUAAAGUGUUUGUUAUUAUGCAGUAUUUUAAUAUCUGUACAAGUCUAUUCCAUUAUAAAGCAUCUGGCAUAUUUAUUCCUUUAUGAUUAUAAUCACCACUAUAUUUCAUUUAAGAGUUCAAAGCUGUGUUAAGUGAAUUGUGUUUUUAUGUGGAAUAUAUUUGCCAUUAUGAAGAAUAGUUGGUUAUAUUGUUAUUUCAAGCAAUUAAUUAGAAUUUAUUCUGUCAGUUUAAAAUCAUAAAAUUCAAAAAUUUAAUUCUAUAUGUAACAUAUAAAUAGAAAUUUCUAAUGCACGUCAUUCAGUUGUGUUAAUUUUUCAGUGUGAUGUGUCCACAGCAUUCUUUAUUUUGCAUUUCUUUUUUCAAUAUGUUUACAUUGUAUGAGUUGAGCUUUUGCACACAA